Stylophora pistillata is the source of this 453-nucleotide messenger RNA. RefSeq lists its product as uncharacterized. Lineage: Eukaryota; Metazoa; Cnidaria; Anthozoa; Scleractinia; Pocilloporidae. The record is from RefSeq and is a predicted model, not a curated record.
AUGAAAGAGCUGUUACAUGCCGAUAUAAUUGAAGGGGUGGAAGGCCCCACCACAUGGGAAAGCUCAUUUUUCAUUGCACGUAAGCCUAAUGGCGACAUUAGACUUUGUGUGAACAUGCGACGAGCAAACGAGGCAAUAAUUGAGCUCCAUCCAGAUUGCAGGGACAUUACCACCUUUCUAACACAUGAAGGUUUGUUUCCUUGUAAGAGAGUGAGCCUUGGAGUAAAUGCAGCUCCUGAGAAAUAUGAACACAUCAACAGACAAGUUAUCGCAGACAUUCAUGGAGUUGUAAACAUUGCGGAUGAAUCGGUUGUUCACGGUAAGACGGUCGCUGAACAGGAUCGAGAUCUGCAUGAGCUAUUGGCAAGGCUGGAAGAUAAGAGCCUUACCUUGAAUGGCGGCAAGCGUACCUUUGGAUUGAACAAAGUUGUUUUCAUGGGGAUACUCCUUUAA